GAGAGCGGGAAACUGUCAGUAGCAUUGAAACCGCAAAAGCGUUUACGUCUCCCGAACCGAGAUCAAGCUCGCGAUCGUGCGCUCGAAAAAUCUCCGAUCGAAUCUUGCGCGACAAAAUAUUAAAAAAAAGAGUUAAAGUGUCGGUAUUUUGUGACUAUUGAAAUGAAUAGUAUAGUAUAGAGACGCUGUGGCAGUCAUUACCACAACAUGCUGAUAAGAAAUUAAGUGGCAUCGUGAAGUGUUAUUGUUGUUGUUUUUUUGUCUGGAGCUUAGGGGAGUAAUGCUUGGGAAUCACAAUCGAAAUUCUGUACCGACUAACACCAAACUGCCCAACUGAUAGUGACAUUUAGACCGUUGGAUUAUUCAUAUUCGAACAAGGUCAAUAACAACAGUCGGAGAUCAACAUGGACACGCAAUUUCUUUUGCUGAUCGCUGCCCUCUUCUGGUUUUCGACGAGCGCUCAAAUCAUCAACCGCAUAAACCACCAAUUGUUCGAGAAUGAUCAGUGCCCUUUGACGAAUGGCGAAACUGGUAUAUGCCGCAAAACUUCGGAAUGUCGUUCCAGCGAUCGGCAACGGGAGUUACAUUGCGAAUGGUCUAAAAAUGACCCGGUCAUUUGUUGCGCCGAAAGUCAUACGGACAAUUACGAUGCCUUGGCCAACCGUGCUGAUGGAGUCUGUGAAGGCAUUCCCGAAUUUAAAUCCGGUGGCUUAAGAGAUCAUGUGGUGGGAAAAGCUGAACAUGCAGCGGUCGGUGAAUUUCCGUUUAUGGCGUUGCUGCGUUACCAACAGGAAAAUGUACGCUGCGGCGCGGCUUUGCUGAAUGAGAAGUUUUUCAUCACGGCAGCUCACUGUUUUAAAUUUUUCGAUCCCAUAGCUGUAGUCACCGGCAUCGAUGAUGCUACCGAUGCUUUGGCAGAUAGCUACCCAAUUUCCAGGAUCAUCAAGCAUAAAGAUUAUGAUCCUCGUACGAAACAAAACGAUAUAGCCCUGGUGGAGGUCGAAAAACCAGUAAAGUUGAACCAAAAUGUUCAACCUAUAUGUUUGUACACCAGAUCGAUAGAUCUGCCGGUAACUACAAUUCUUACCAUCAUGGGUUGGGGACAAGAUAAUACAGACAAUUCGUCGAAUCAGUUACUGAAGGGCGCUGUACGACCGGUGCUACGAAGCGCCUGUCAAACAAACUACACUUUACCGAAACGAUCGGUAAAGCUCUCGGAAAAUCAGUUAUGUGCCCAAGGCUUCGAAACUGAAAACGGAGUUCUCACCGAUGCGUGCCAAGGUGAUUCCGGUGGGCCUCUUGUUUUGGAAGAAAAAAGCAAGUUCCAUUUGGUUGGAAUCGUUUCCUAUGGAGCAGCAUGUGGCACCGAAAGGUUCCCCGGAAUUUAUACUCGCAUUUCGAGCUAUCUGGAUUGGAUUAUUGAUAUUGCAUGGAAGGAGAGUUGACGAGUGGCCCCGAUCGUAGAGAAUUAAUCCAGGCAAAUGCGAAUGGACAAUGAAAUUAUUUACUCGGGGACAGCUUUUCCAGUAAUAAAAAAAGUAACAAAUAUACUUGGAAUGAGUUUCUUUACCAGGCCAGAGGGC
Messenger RNA from Uranotaenia lowii, 1583 nucleotides. Its product is annotated as transmembrane protease serine 9-like. Lineage: Eukaryota; Metazoa; Arthropoda; Insecta; Diptera; Culicidae. The record is from RefSeq and is a predicted model, not a curated record. Gene Ontology annotation, biological process: proteolysis. Gene Ontology annotation, molecular function: serine-type endopeptidase activity. Bases 405 to 1445 code for a protein of 346 amino acids. The transcript has 3 exons.